Urocitellus parryii (Arctic ground squirrel) is the source of this 1827-nucleotide messenger RNA. RefSeq names its product RBBP8 N-terminal like (gene Rbbp8nl). NCBI's taxonomy places the organism in Eukaryota, Metazoa, Chordata, Mammalia, Rodentia, Sciuridae. The record is from RefSeq and is a predicted model, not a curated record.
AUGGAGAGCUUCACAGAGUCGCUGAACAGGCUGAAGGACGUCCAUGAGAAGGAGGUCCUGGGACUGCAGAGCAAGCUUCUGGAGCUGAAUGCGGAGCGCUGCCGGGAUGCACAGCGGGUGGAGGAGCUUUUCACCAAGAACCACCAGCUCAGGGAGCAGCAGAAGGCGCUGAAGGAGAACCUGCGGGUACUGGAGAACAGGCUGCGGGCUGGCCUGUGCGACCGCUGCGUGGUCACCCAGGAGCUGGCUAGGAAGAAGCAGCUGGAAUUCGAGAGCUCACAUCUACAGAGCUUGCAGCGCAUCUGUGUCCUCACCAAGGAGAUGAGYGGGCUGAAGGAGGAGAACAAGAUGCUGAAGGAGGAGGUGAAGCGGCUUCAGAGCCUGCAAGACAGGCCCAUGCCCCUGGCCAAGGAGGACACCUCGGACCCCCCGUCACCCCUGCUGUUCCCCUCCCCCAGUGGCUGGAAGGCUGUCACUGAGAAGCCUCCUGGAGGCCAUGAGGAGGCUGAGGACCAGCUGGGUCCACGGGGAGAAGAAAAGUUGGUGGGCUACAGGACAUCUCCAGUAGCCAGAAUCUCCCCGGGGGCCAACCUGUCSGAGCCGCGGGCCCCAGACAUGAGCCCCCAGUGCAUCGCCAAUCAGCUGCACGCAACGGUUGCUGUGGUGCGCCCGGGGUCCCAGAGCUGCCCAGCUGAGCGGGGCGCUGCCAACGRAACACCCCCACUGCUGUCCGCCAGGAGCAACCCACCCAGUCCAACGUACAGGCACAGCCUCCCCCUGGACAGCUUCCUGCGGGCCUCCCAGUCCUCUGCCUUGACCUACGAGUCCCUGCAGCGCUCCCUUCAGGCUGACCGCCUCUGCCUUCUGAACCGCCACUUGCCCCUGCCCCUGCGGACCCCCCAUAGCAGCCCCCAGCCCCAGGGUCUGAAAGCCAGGGAGGCAGAGGCCUGGGAAGAGCCUGUGGGCCUGCUGGGCCUGCCUGGCACUCUGGUGGGCAUGCAGGACCCAAGGCUGGAGGGCGCACUGCACCUACUCCUGGCUCAGCAGCUGCGGGCACAGCGGGCGGCCAGCACCAGGCUGCGGGGCCCGGCCACACCAGAGGAGACUCCUCCUUCCCCGCCAGUUGGCUUGGACUCUGAGAUCCCUGAGAGUGAGGUGCCCGGAGCAGCUCUGGCCCCAGCAGACCUGCCUGGCAGGUGGCAAGCGGAGCCCACAGGCCCAGUCAGCCCUCGAAGCAAGGAGGUCACAGCCACUCAGGACUAUGCCCCAGACAAGCCCCUGGACCUCUCAGACCGGGGUCGGGACCGAGACGCCCCCAAGUCUACUGGUCAACCUGGGCCAUUCAGCCCUGCAGUUGCCCACACUCCCAGUCCAGAGCCACCCACCCUGUCUGGACCCCUGAUCUGCAGCCCCCAGGCACUCAGCAAUGGCACCAAGGAGACCAGAGCACCAGAGCCCAAAGAGUCCCCUACUCCCAUGGACCCUGCACACCCUCCCCCAGGGCCCCACCCCAGCCUGCCCUCUCCUGGCAGGGCAGGAGAGCUCAGCAAUGCCACCGCACAGAGGCCAGAAUCAGAUGAACGGGACGAGCCAGACACCUCAGACAAUGAGGGCCUGAGCUCCAAGGCCAGUGCUGGGCAGUGCCUGCAGGGUCUGCAGCAGAAGAGGAAGCGGGCCUCGGACCUGGAGGGCCAAGCCUCCAAGAAGCCAUCCCGAGGGAGAAGAAAGCCAAGGGAGUCCCUGACCACAGCCGAGGGUCCCAGGAGCCCAAGGGACACCAAGGGCUGCAGUCCCUCACACAGCAACAGUGGCCUGGGGGAGACCUAG